Lathyrus oleraceus (garden pea) is the source of this 1033-nucleotide messenger RNA. RefSeq lists its product as uncharacterized. Lineage: Eukaryota; Viridiplantae; Streptophyta; Magnoliopsida; Fabales; Fabaceae. Bases 442 to 780 code for a protein of 112 amino acids. The transcript has 2 exons. The record is from RefSeq and is a predicted model, not a curated record.
AACUUUUUCAUUUUAUAAAAUAAUUAAAAAAAAUCUGCAUUUCAUUUGAUUACAAGUUGUAAAAUUUCCCAUCCCUAAGAUUGAAAUUCAUUAAUCAUUUGUGUUUGAUUAUUUAAUUAUUAGAAAUUAAUCUUUGUUUUUAGGUUCCUUGAUAUUUUCAAGAAGAAGAAAGAAAAAGGAUGAGGAUUGAUAAGAAGUCUCUCUCAUAUCAAUAUCAAUCCAAUCCAAUUACAAGAAAGACAGCUAAACCAAUCCAAUCCAUACACGACACCCACAAAACAACACAAAACACUUUCGUCAAAUUCAACUCUUAAUUCUCCCCCAAAAUUCCAACUUUUGUUCCAAUUUCAAACCCUUCAAUUUCAAACCCCGCAUAGAUUUCAUCCUUUCCCAACUGGGUUUUGAAAAAGAUCUGAUUUUGUUUAUACUUUAACGAACCCAAUGAAUUUCAGAAACUUGGAAGAUUUCUGGGCUUUUUAUGUGAGUCAACAUUCGAAACGAGCUACGAGGCAUUGGCACUUUGUGGGAACGCUUUUGAGUAUUUUGUUCUUGGUGUUUUCGGUUUUCUUCAGUUGGUGGUUUUUGUUCUUUGUUCCUUUAUCUGGGUAUGGAUGUGCUUGGUAUAGUCAUUUCUUUGUUGAGAAGAAUGUUCCUGCUACUUUUGGAAACCCCUUUUGGUCAUUUGUUUGUGAUUACAAAAUGUUUGGGUUGAUGAUUACGGGAAAAAUGGAUAGAGAGAUCAAGAGGCUUGGGAAAAGACCUGUGUUGCAAGUGUUUUGAUUUGUGUGUGUUUGCUUGAUCCUUGUUGUUUGAGACACAGGUUUGUGACUUUGAAGUGUUACAUACCAAUGCCAAUACAGGAAGGCUUGAAAUGCAGAUGGAUUCAUAUGUGGCUGUGCAAUGAGAACGAUGGUGUUGUAUAGUGUUCAAAAUUUUAUAGUAUGAUAUGAAUCAUAACACCACUUGAAAUUGUAACAAAAGAGUAAUCUUUUUAUGGUGUGUUCUGUCUAAUGCAAUACAUAGCUUACCCUUA